CCGGUACCCAUAAGGAUGGCCUCAACUGGGAUCUUGGGCUCAUGUCACACUACAGCGAUGGAAACCACACCUACGUCGAGUCUGGUGUCUGAGGAAUUUGAAUGUGGAGUUUGCAGCAAGCAGCUGGAUAGACCCAAGCUGCUACCGUGUCUUCACAGCAUUUGCCAGGAGUGCCUGCAGUCUGAGAAGACAGACCCAGUUGCUGCUACCUGUCCUGUGUGCAGUGCCCCAAUGGACGAGGAUGUCACUAAGGCACGGGACAACACGUUCGCUGCAGACCUGCUGAGCAAGCUGCAGUUGCAGAAGAGGAUAAGAAUGGGGCUGGACAUCUGGUGCAGCCUGUGCCAGGCCUGUAAGGAUGAUAGGCCAGCCACCUCCCUAUGUUUUGAGUGUGACCGUUUCUUGUGCCUGAGGUGCUGCCAUUCUCACCAGCUGCUAACAGAAAGGUACGGACACCUGGUGAAGACUCUGGAUGAUCUGAAGGCACUUGGCUGUGAAGACUUUGUGACUUUUGCGAGGAAGGGGAAACAGACCACUUGUCCAGAUCACAAGGAACAGAAUGUGAGGUUUUUCUGCAAGACAUGUUCCAUGAGUAUUUGCUGCAAUUGCCUACUACUUUAUCACAUCUCUCCAGAACACUGUUACCAUGACAUUAAGCAGGAAGUCAUUUUGAAGAAGGAGGAGUUGAAACAAAUGGUGGAAGCAAUCCAAGAAAACCACAAUAAAUUCACUGAAGCCAACGCACAACUGAAAUGCCUGCAAGAAAGCCUGGACAUUAUGAAAAAUAAUACAGAAGCAUUAAUAAGGCAGAAGGCUUCUGCCACUAUUCAAGAGAUUAAUAGGCAAGGCGAUGCACUGCUGGAAGAGCUAGAGAGCGAGUGCAGUUCCGUGGUGAGGGGAUUGACCAACAGUCUGAACAAAACAGAACAAAUAAUUAAACGAUUGGGAGCAGGGAAAGUGCAGGCGGAAAACCUGCUGAAGUUUGGUAGCAGUGAGGAAAUGAUGAUGAUGUACAAUACAAUCAAGUCAGCACUGACAGCUAUUGUCGUUGAGACAUUAGAGGACAUAAGGAAGGAAGACACUUGGAUGGAGUUUGUAGAAUGCACAUCAGAAACGGAGAAUCUAUUGGGAACCCUGAUUACCAAAAAAGAACCAAGUGAAAGAGCUGAUGAUUCUGAAGUUGAGGAUGUGCUGCUGGACUCAUUUUCAAGUCAUGACCAGGACAGAUCUUCAACAGAAGAGAGCCCAGCUAACCUGAUCCGCCCAGCCAACUUCCUGAUCCGUCCAGGAGCUGAAGGGAUGCUCAGAGCAACCGCUAGCAGCACCGAUGAGUUUGAGUUUGAGAAUGUGAUGUCGCCAAACAGCUGUUCGCAAGGUCCACACCCAGGACAGAGUGACUCAAUGGACUUUCUCAGACUGCCAUUCACAAGUACGGCAGGACAACUGGAGGGGGCAGGAGAGGAAGAGGAGAGAUCUGAGCAGACUUUGAUUCCAGGUCCUGGCUGCAGUGCAUCAGUGUGUCCAAGUGGACGUUCUUUCCCAAGCAAAUUCAUGGAGAAGCACCAGAAAGUUCCAGACAAACAGCAGGGCAAACAGUUGUGGUCACCGAAGGAUGGAAAAGUGACAAGUGCCAAAAAACAGUGCCUGCACUCUGAACAUAAUUAUAGUGUGAAGUUUGCCUCUGACAGCCAACCUGAGCUUCUGGUCCAGAGCAACGUGGAAUGGACCAUGCUGAACACUUCCCCUGAAAUUGAUAAGGAUCCCUGGCAACUGCCAGCAGAAAAAAGAAUAAAACUAUCUUCUGAAAACAGUGACUACAACAGGGACCCCAAUGAGGACACAUUUUCUCAUCUGUCUGAAGUGCAGAAAGAGGCAUCUGCAGCUAGUGAGACCAUCAUGUCAUCUCCUCACUGCUUGGGGCCAAAUCUGUUGAAUCAGAGCAUUGGUGAUCGAUGUCGAGAUAACGCAGCACAAAUUCAUCUCAGUCAGGAAAUGGGGGGAAGUCCACUGGUGUUUUUCCAACUGCAGACCACAGGAAUGGGGAGUGGUGAUAUUAUUCAGCUGUCGGCAGUGAGUGGAGAGAAGACCUUCAACAAGUACAUCCUGCCCAGUGAAACUGUGUCAGCAGGAGCUGCCGAUGUUACGGGAAUACAGGUCAUGGAUGGAAUCUUGUACUUAAGAGAGGAACCUCAAACAACCUGCAGCAUCCAGGACGCCAUGACAGCGUUCCUUCAGUUCCUGCAGUCGCAGGGGAGGCCUCUGUUAGCAGGCCACAACAUUUGGAUCCGUGAUUGUCAAAUCAUUUACAAGGCAUGGGAGGAUCUCUUCAUGAAAGAUCAGUUUGCCAGGUGUGUGACUGGAUUCCUGGAUACCUUAUGGUUGGCCAGGUAUCUUGUCCCCAGGUCAAAGGUCAAGAACUAUAAACUUAAGAAUUUAGUCGCUGCAUGUGUUAGGGAGUUAUUUAUUUCCAAAGGGCCUCUGAGCAAUGUGAGGGCCAUGCAGGAGCUGUAUUCUGUUCUAAAUCCUACGCCGGGACCAAUUCAGAAGAGUCAGUUUACCCUGUCUCAACUCGAGUGCAGAAUAUCCCUGCAACCACUGUUUGAUCAGCAAAUGAUAUCCCGUCUGGUUGCUGAUAAUCUUGCUUUUGAGGGAAUCAGCCUGCAUGUCCUGCAGCUGACUCACACCAAUAACCCACAGUCUGGCCUGCAUGACCUGCUUCGUGCUUGUGUCAAUCUGGGCCUCUCCAAUCUGCUGCCGGUUGUGAAUAAAAUUCGGUUAUAUCUCGAGCAUCAGAAAGGGAAACGCAGAUUCUAUCGGAAUCUAAUGAGGAGUGUGAAGGUGGAAAAUGAGCUUAGAAAGUAUGGAAUAACACCUACAGCACAGAAUAAUCCCAAGGAAACUCUAGUCUUCUUUGACCUGGAAACCACUGGCCUAGGAAGAUAUUGCGAUAUAGUGCAGCUGUCGGCAGUGAGUGGUGAGAAGAUAUUCAACAAGUAUAUCGUGCCUAAAAAACCUAUGUCAAAGCGAGCUGAAAAAGUUACUGGAAUACAGGUCAUAGAUGGAAUUUUGUACCUGAAAGGAAAAUCUCAGACAACCUGCAGUCUCCAGGAUGCCAUGACAGCUUUCCUCAAGUUCCUGCAGUCACUGGACAGGCCUCUGUUAAUAGGUCACAAUAUCUGGAGAUUUGAUAGCCCAAUUAUUCUGAGAGCCUGGAAAAGGUUGUCCAUGAAAGAUCAAUUUGAUGGAUGUGUGACUGGAUUCCUGGAUACGUUAUGGCUGGCCAAGGAAGUUAUUCCCAGGUCAGAGGUCAGCAGCUAUCGUCAAUGUCAUCUAGUGCAAGCCAUUAUUGGGGAAGAUUAUGAAGCUCAUAAUGCUAUUGAAGAUGUAAAGAGCUUGCAGAAGCUGUACACUGCUCUUGAAUUUACUCCAGAGCAGAAGCAGAAAAAGAGCUCACUCAGUCUAUUGAAGCCAGAGGAUCGGGAGCGACUGGGGGCUCAGGAGCAGACAGAAGGUGGCGACUCCACCAACUUAGAAGAGUACAUGGUGUUGGUGAUUUGCUACAUUCACAAGUGUAUUGACGAUGUCACUGAGUCCAAGACCAUCACUUCUCAUCCCAACCAGAAGCCAUGGAUGACCACAAAGAAUCUGCAGCUCACAGAGAGCGGAGUGACAGAGACAGCACCAAGUGAUACCAACAGUGCUGUAUCCAGUGUUGAACAUUCCAAGGAGGAAUCCCAACCAGGGAACAUUGAGGACACCCUGGUGUUCUUUGACCUGGAAACCACCGGCUUAGAAAAACACUGUGACAUAGUGCAGCUGUCAGCAGUGAGUGGUGAGAAGAUCUUCAACAAGUACAUCCUGCCCAGCAAAUCCAUGUCAGAGGGAGCCACACGCAUUACUGGAAUACAGGUCAUGGAUGGAAUUUUGUACGUGAGAGGAGAACCUCAGAUUACCUGCAGUCUCCAGGAUGCCAUGACAGCUUUCCUCAAGUUCCUGCAGUCACUGGACAGGCCUCUGUUAAUAGGCCAUAACAUUUGGAAAUUUGAUGGUCCAAUUAUUCUGAGAGCCUGGGAAGAAUUGUCCAUGAAAGAUCAAUUUGCCGGAUGUGUGACUGGAUUCCUGGAUACCUUAUGGCUGGCCAGGGAAGUUAUUCCCAGGUCAGAGGUCAGCAGCUAUCAGCAACCUAACCUAGUGCAAAGCCUUCUUAAGAAAAGUUAUGAAGCUCAUAAUGCUAUUGAAGAUGUAAAGAGCUUGCAGGAGCUGUAUUCUUUUCUCAAAUUUACUCCAGAGCAGAAGCAACGAUGUCAGUUUUCUGUCUCUCAGCUUGAUUGCCGUGUCUCUCUACAGCCUCUCACCAAUCAGAAGAUAAUAUUCUUUCAGCUUGCUGAUAAACUUGCGAUGCAGGAAAUUAGUCUCGAAAAGCUGAAAUUAGCGCAUGAGCAAGAUGCUGAAAUGGGGCUAAAAAACCUGCUCCAUUCUUUGGGAGUUACCAGCCCAACUCACAUCAGAUUUUAUAAUUUUUUCAAAACAAUGAGUUAGCAAAAAGCACUUUUCCCAAUAUUCAAGACAUAAAUCAUUUAUUCAUCUCUUCUUAUUUGCUAAUUGUUGUAAUCUGCAUUUCUGUUUUUGUGGAUGUUACGGUAUGUAUGAAUCAAUAAAUAAUAUUCUUAAAUGA
Chiloscyllium plagiosum (whitespotted bambooshark) is the source of this 4675-nucleotide messenger RNA. Lineage: Eukaryota; Metazoa; Chordata; Chondrichthyes; Orectolobiformes; Hemiscylliidae. The record is from RefSeq and is a predicted model, not a curated record.